AAAUCAGAUUGUAGUCGCUAUAUGUAGUGUCUACGUCUCCGUAUGUGUAUGUAUACGUAUUACUCAAAUACUCGAUAAAGGCUUUUGUUUACCAAUUACUCCGGCAACCGAAGGAAAUUAUAAUGAGUGACGAUGAUCGAGACAUCGACAUUGAGAGCGAUGAAGGUGACGAUUCCGACUCUAGGCAGAGACAUUCGAAUAACACUCAAUAUUAUUCUCAAGCAGAAAAACGAGCACACCAUAAUGCAUUAGAACGUAAGCGUAGAGAUCAUAUUAAGGAUAGUUUCUCAAGUUUACGAGAUUCUGUACCAGCAUUGCAAAGUGAGAAAGUUGUAAGUAGAGCACAAAUACUGAAAAAGGCUGCUGAAUAUAUACAAUUCAUGCGUCGUAAGAAUUCUUCUCAUCAACAAGACAUAGAUGACCUGAAAAGACAAAACAGUCUUCUAGAGUCCCAAAGAUUGUUUACAGUUCGAGCUCUGGAGAAAGCAAAAAUUACAGGCAACUUCGCAGCUGAAACUUGCGAAGUUACAAAGUCAGAAGGUGUACCGAUGUCAGGAUAUAAUGAUACAGAAUCUGAGUCUUCAGACAGUGAAGCAAGCAGAACUGUGCGUCAAUCGAAAAAGCUAAAAGUUGGAGGUCUCCAUCAUUGACCAAUGGUUUGACCCAAGCUUUGUUGUCUUAAAAACUUAUUUUCUCAUGACAACCGAAUUCUAUAUAAAUAUUUAUUCCCCCUGCCCCCAUAAAAAAAAAAAUGAAACAUGAGGACAUUUGUUCACUGAAAAUCAAAGGGUAGAUCAAUGUUUCAGUGAAGUAUUAAAUGUCUUAGAGCCAGUGUACAAAAGCGUACAAAGUGUAGGUAGCGUUAUGCUUAUUCAAAGAUUGAUAUAAAAGAAGAAUACAUUGUGACUCACACUUUGGGACAGCCUUUUAAAGUAUUGAAUUUAUAAAUUUGUAGCUGUAACAAAUUUGAACUUGUUUAGCGUUGGUUUGUCGAGACCGAUUAAUCAUUUCCUAGAAUUAAUAUUGUAUAAUAAUAUUAUCAGAUUCUGUUAUAUUUUAGAUUAUUGGUAAUAUAAUGUUAUUUUUGUAAUUUCGUUUCAAGUGACUGUAUCGAUUCCAUAAUAUUCCGACGGUUACUAUUUUCAAAGGAAACUUUUUAGUUGUUUUUUUUUAUAGUUAUCCAUCCAACUACGUAAAUAGUGCUUAUCACAAAUCUUUCAACACUAUAAUUAUUUCGUCGACUAAAUAUAUGUGCUCAAUUGCAAUACGAAAUUUUUGAACUUAUUUUAUCGUUUAAAUAAGAGUUUAAUUAUAUUGAUAAAAAUUUUAAUAUUGUAAGGAUAAUAAAAAUUCAAAAAAGAGUU
Messenger RNA from Megalopta genalis, 1364 nucleotides. It is a transcript of the gene Max, whose product is annotated as MYC associated factor X. NCBI's taxonomy places the organism in Eukaryota, Metazoa, Arthropoda, Insecta, Hymenoptera, Halictidae. Gene Ontology annotation, molecular function: DNA-binding transcription factor activity; protein dimerization activity. Gene Ontology annotation, cellular component: RNA polymerase II transcription regulator complex. The record is from RefSeq and is a predicted model, not a curated record. Gene Ontology annotation, biological process: positive regulation of transcription by RNA polymerase II.